This is a messenger RNA of Teleopsis dalmanni, 426 nucleotides long. RefSeq names its product ATP-dependent DNA helicase pif1-like. The record is from RefSeq and is a predicted model, not a curated record. The transcript has a single exon. Bases 1 to 426 code for a protein of 141 amino acids. NCBI's taxonomy places the organism in Eukaryota, Metazoa, Arthropoda, Insecta, Diptera, Diopsidae.
AUGUCACCUCAUAACUUAAGAUUAAAAACUGGUUCACCUAUAAUUAUGCUGCGAAAUUUAAAUGCAUCUAAGCUAUGCAACGGCAUGAGAUUAGUCAUAAAAAAAAUUAUGGGCAAUGUACUUGAAAUUACAAUUUUGAAUGGCAAAUUUGAAGGUGAAGCUGUUCUCCUGCCACGAAUCCCAAUGAUCCCUUCAGACUCACCCAUUCCAUUCAGACGUCUGCAAUUUCCAAUUCGCUUGGCAUUUCGCAUGACUAUUAAUAAGUCACAAGGUCAAACAAUGUCGAUUUGUGGGAUAGAUCUAGAAAAUCAGGUCUUCUUACAUGGUCAAUUAUAUGUGGCGUGUUCUCGCGUUGGAAAACCGUCAAGUUUAUUCAUUUAUACUCCUCAAGAAUUGCCUAAAAAUAUUGUUCAUCAACUCGCAUGA